This is a messenger RNA of Macrosteles quadrilineatus (aster leafhopper), 3191 nucleotides long. RefSeq names its product trichohyalin-like. The transcript has 19 exons. Gene Ontology annotation, cellular component: ciliary basal body; ciliary transition fiber; centriole. Lineage: Eukaryota; Metazoa; Arthropoda; Insecta; Hemiptera; Cicadellidae. The coding region runs from base 1 to 3063 and encodes 1020 amino acids. Gene Ontology annotation, biological process: establishment of epithelial cell polarity; cilium assembly. The record is from RefSeq and is a predicted model, not a curated record.
AUGUCAUCAAGCUUCUACAAGGAUUUGAUGGAAAACAAUUCUGAUGUAUCUGAAAUAGGCCCUGAAGAUUUGGAAAAUAUUGUCAAGGGAGUAGAUGACAUAGACGAUGCACUUUUUGGCUUCAAACCGAAGCAGCAAGACUCUCAGAAAAACGUUAUUCCAACGUCAGACGUGAUAAUGCCUGAAAGGCCGAAAUCAGCAGUGAAGAAACAAUUAAAUGAUUUUCCACCUGAAGAUCCAUUAGCAGACAUUUCUUUAUCGGAUGAUGAUUUUUUUGAUCUAGCAAAGAAAAGCCCAUCAGCUACAUUGAAACGGGAUAUCACAGCACCUAAAACUCCUUCCAAAGAUAAGCUAACAAAGUCAAAGAAGAUUGCCAAUUUGUUUGGACUCGAUGAUGAAGACGAUGUUGUAACGGACAAUAAGAAGAAGCAAGAAAGCGCAGCAGAUUGGCUUGGAAUCAAGGAGAGUCCUGUGAAAACUCCUUCUAAACCAAUUUUAGGGGAGAGUUUUGGUAUUCAAACUUCAAAAACUGAGACACCCAGUAGCUUAACUGCUCAAGAGCCACCCAAAACUCCUAAUCUUGAUGUGAAUCCCAGGCCAUCCAAAAAUGUUUCCAAAGAAAUAGGAAUCCCAUUAGUAAAAAAAUCAGAGGGUGAAAUAAAAACGCAAGAAAAUCAGAAAACAAAAUCUGUUAAAGGUGAUGAGAGUAUUUUUGGAUUGCUAGAAGAGAAUCAGCAAUUCAAAGGGGUUGAAAACAUCAAAGAAAAGAAAAGUGCCAUUUUUGACGAGCUAUUUGGUGACAGCCCUCUCAUUCAGAAGAACAAAAGUCGGAGAAAUUCUGCUGUGAAACCAGCAGAUAUGUUGAACAUUGAAUCCCAAGCGAACAUUGAAAACCUGCCAAAGGAUGGAAAAGAUGACAGUUUAUCUGCCUUGGGACAAUACAUUCCGUCUGCUACAGCUUCAAAGAGGCCAACUCUGGGACGUAGAAGAGAGCCUACUUCACCUGUUAAACAACAGUCUGUCACUGCAUUCCAGAAUGACUGGCUUUUGUCACCAGAUUCAAAACCACAAGCAAAGAAAGAAACUUCAAAAUCAAAGAUAGAGUCUACUAAAUCAGCAGUAGAAGUCCACGAUGGUUUACCAACAUGGCUAGGGGGUCCCAGUAUCACACCGAGCAAAAGCAUAGAUCCGAAACAGUCAACAAAACAUGACGAGGAAAAACAAAAGAUAACACCAGCCAAAUUAGAAAACAGUCAAACUAUAGAUAAAACAAAACAAAUAGAACAACCUCUGGAGAAGGAUAUAGAUCCAGCUGAUCAGGUGGUGGAUUCCUUUAAAGAAGCACUUGCCACCAGUUCAGAACAAUCUCACCAAACUACCUUGGCACUGCAGCGAACUGAAGCACAGCUGUUGACCGCUCUGCAGCUGCAGACGACACAGGGUAAUCUGACAGCUGUGUGUGCUAGACAACGCAGUCUGCUGGACAACCAGGAGAGACAGUUGAGUCAGCUGGUAGCGAGGCAGACAGACAGACAGUCACAGCUAGAGAAACAACUUUCAGCGCAACAACUGAGAAUUCAGCAACUUCUACAGGUUCUUGCUGAAAAUGUAACAGCAACAUCACCUCAAAUUGAUAUCCUCCAACAAACUAUUCCUACAAGAGAUUUGGAUUCUGAAGAAAACAGUCAGAAGAAAGAGACAGUUGUGAAAGAUUUAGAGAGAGAAAUUCACAAGGCUAAUUUUGAAAAUGAAGAAUUAAGACUCCGAAUGGAGUUAAUGGAAAAACAUUACAAAAUGGAGUAUGAAUCUCUACAGGUACAACACAGGCGAGAAAUCGAGUCGUGGGAAGAGAAACUUGCGAUCCAAAAGGACUUGACAAACCAAAUGUGCGAAGACUACAAAGAGAGAAUCGUAAGACUGAAGGAGAGUCAGGUAGAAUUACAGGCUCAUCAUGAUCAGAGGAUUCAGAGACUGAGAGAGGAGAAGACAGAAGAUACUAAACAGCUGAUGGAAUUCCAUAGGGUUACAUUGGAACAGAUGAUGGCUAUCAGUCAAUUGGUAGCUCCAGCUGUUAGAGAAGAACAAAAACAAACCGCUUUUCAGGUUUGGAAACCAUUGGAUCCCACACAACUUACUGAAAAGGAAGAAGAAAUACUGAGAAAAGAAAAUAUGCUGAAAGCUUUACAAGAAAAAUUGGAGGCAAAAAAGUCAGCACUUGAAAAGAAAUCAGAGGAACUGGAUGAAAAAGAAGAACAAGAUAGAUUGAAAUAUGAAGAACUAUCAAGACAGUUAAAACGCGAAAAGAACCAACUGAAAUAUCAACAACAACAGUUUGAUAAAGAGAAGACCCAUACAGAACAACAAAACUAUGAACUAAGAAAACAGCUGGAGGAUAUGCAAGAAAGAAUACUUGCCGAACAAUCUUCUCUUGCUUCUGAAAAGUUAAAACUCAUGGAGGAAAAAGCCAAACUGGAUGCUUUAGCAAAACUGCAGGGAGUCAGUGGUUCUGCGACAUUCGAUGUUUUACAAUCUAAGGCAGAAGUCCAUGGGGCUCUUGAAGCUGCAAGAGAUGCUGAGCUACAAGUUGUAGAGGAGAGAAGGAAGUUGAGGGAAAAGGAACGCCUUCUUGACACCGAGCGCUGGAGAGUGAAGGAAAUGGAGGAAGAUUUGACAGCUCGAGCAGAGCAUUUGGAUCGUCUGACGCAGUUGUCAGAAGCAAAUCAACAACAAGGCCAACAAGCAUUGGAGGAAGCAAAACUACUGGAGAAAAGGGCUGAAGAAAAGCUUCAAGAAGUAGAAAGAAGGAAGACAGAAUUAAGAGAGAAAGAGAAGAAUUUGAUGAAGAUCAAACUUGAUAUUGCUCAAGAAGAAAUCAGACUUAGUCGGAAAAGAGAGCAGUUAGAACAUAUUCUGCCUUCAUUGUCAAACGAGGAAGCUACUACACUUCAGCCUAUAAAGAAUGUGAUUGAUCCAAAAAUGCUGAUAAUGCGGUUAAGAGCAGAAAGAGAAUUCGAGGUUAGAUCCAACACACAAACUUCGGAGAAAGAAACAACCAUCCCGUAGCAGCAUCUAACCCAAUCUAGUCAAUAAAAGUGAUCUGAAUAUGAGCGAUGAAAAAAUAAUAUAUGUUCUUCAUAAUCCUAGAUGUUGUGUUGUAGCUGUAAAAGUUUUAUACAUAAAGUUUUAUUUUA